ACCUAUUUGAAGACUUUCACUUUCGCUGCACACUGUGUCUACUAGUCCUUAUUCUGGGAGACCGUGGACAUUCCUCUGUGGUGGACACAGCAUGAACAGCAUCUUUUUUUGAACGUCUCUUUUCAGACUGCUUACGGCAGCUGUCAAUGUGAACGUCUACAUUUCCGUUAUUUAUGAGUUCUAUUUCGAACUAUCAUUCUAAGAUCAGUCAACGUAUUUCAAAGACACCAUACCGGCAUUCACUUCCAUACUUCCGUUAAAAAGAUAUACACAACACACGCACCGACCGCCGUACGCGUCGAGCAUGCGUGCAAGAUUGAAGUUCGGCUGUUGACAAGUGACAAUCGGAAACGUGCGUCGUCUGUCUUAGACAAAUGAAACAGUUGAAUUGAGCGAUAGAAAACCGUUAAUUGUACUCAUAAUUUGAAUGAUCAGCCGCAUUUAAACAUUGUGAAAAAAUGAAGACUGCUUUAAUGGUAGCAGAGAAACCAUCUCUCGCAGCAUCACUCGCGAAUAUAUUGAGCAAUGGGCGGUGCUCGAGUAGAAAAGGUUUGAACGGCUCUUGUUCAAUACACGAAUGGACUGGACCAUUCAAGUCCGAAACUGUGCACUUUAAAAUGACCUCUGUUUGUGGGCAUGUAAUGAGUUUGGAUUUUAAUGGAAAAUACAACAACUGGGACAAGGUGGAUCCCGCAGAACUAUUUUCAUGCCCAACUGAAAAAAAAGAAGCUGUUCCUAAAUUGAAAAUUCCUUACUUUCUUGCCAAGGAAGGAGCUGCCUGUGACUAUUUAAUUUUAUGGUUAGAUUGCGACAAAGAAGGAGAAAAUAUCUGUUUUGAAGUUAUUCACGCUCUUCAGCAAGGAAUGCAUCGGGAACUAGAUCUUCGAAAUAUUUGGAGGGCUCAUUUCUCAGCGAUUACCGAGAAGGAUAUUAAAGCUGCGUUACUUACUCUUGGUAAGCCUAAUGAAAAUGAGGCACGCAGUGUGGAUGCACGGCAAGAACUCGAUCUUCGAAUUGGUUGUGCUUUUACACGAUUCCAGACAAAGUUCUUCCAGGGAAAGUACGGAGACUUGGACGCAUCCCUGAUAUCCUAUGGUCCAUGUCAAACACCAACAUUGGGAUUUUGUGUCCAGAGACAUGAUGAAAUCCAGACAUUCAAACCAGAUCCAUAUUGGGUUGUUCAGGUUACGGUAACAUCCACAGACGGCCAGGAUGUCGUAUUGAAUUGGCAUCGCGUUCGAUGCUUCGACAAAGAAAUUGCGAAUAUUUUCUUUGCUCACGUUAAGGAACACGACCAGGCUAGGGUGCAGAGUAUAAUAAGCACAGAAAAAGCUAAAUCUCGACCAAUUGCUCUUAAUACAGUAGAAUUAAUGCGAGUUGCCAGCUCCGGGUUAGGAAUGGGUCCUCAUCACGCUAUGCAGAUUGCAGAACGUCUUUACACUCAGGGAUACAUCAGUUAUCCUCGGACGGAAACGACCUCAUAUUCAGAAAAUUUUGACCUAUUGGCAACACUAAAACUUUUUCAACAUAUAUCCCCAUGGUCCGAAGAUGUACGUAAAAUUCUAUCGACUGGUAUGAACAGACCCAAAAAAGGUCACGAUGCAGGUGACCAUCCACCCAUCACACCUAUGAAAAGUGCUUCCAGGAACGAACUCGAUGGCGAUGCAUGGAGACUUUACGAUUACAUUACAAGGCACUUCAUAGCGUCUGUGGCUUCCGACUGCAAAUACCUGAGCACCACGGUAAAGUUUGAAAUUGGAACGGAGACAUUCACGGCGAUUGGAAAAACGCUCAUAGACCCAGGGUACACCAAUAUACUUACUUGGCAGGCAUUUGGCUCUAAUGAAACUUUGCCCAAAUUCACGACCGGUGAAAACGUUAAUAUUCACGAAGUAAAACUGCUGGAGUGCUUCACUCAACCCCCGGAAUAUUUGACCGAGUCGGAAUUGAUUACGCUAAUGGAGAAGCAUGGCAUCGGCACCGAUGCAUCGAUUCCCGUUCACAUAAAUAAUAUUUGUAUCCGUAAUUACGUCGCCGUCACCGCGGGGAGAAGGCUGAUCCCUACUGCUCUCGGUAUUGUAUUGGUCCACGGCUAUCAAAAAAUAGAUCCUGAGUUGGUGUUACCUACAAUGAGAUCUGCCGUAGAGGAACAAUUGAAUUUAAUCGCGCAGGGAAAAGCCGAUUUCCACGCAGUUUUGCAACACACUGUUGAAAUAUUCAAACAAAAGUUCACAUAUUUUGUACAAAGUAUCGACGGAAUGGAUCAGUUGUUCGAAGUUUCAUUCUCCCCCUUGUCCGCAUCAGGGAAGUCGCAUUCUAGAUGUGGAAAAUGUCGACGAUAUAUGAAGUACAUACAAACGAAGCCAUCGCGUAUGCACUGUUCCCAGUGCAACGAAACGUACAAUUUACCGCAAAAUGGAAACAUUAGAAUCUACAAGGAGUUGAAAUGCCCGUUGGAUGAUUUUGAACUACUCUCAUGGUCGACCGGAUCCAAAGGAAAGAGUUACACGUUCUGCCCUUAUUGUUACAACAAUCCCCCAUUCAGGGAUAUGAAAAGAGGAAUGAGUGGAUGCAACUCUUGCACGCAUCCAACCUGUCCACACGGUAUGUACAACAACGGAAUCUCGAGUUGUUUAGAGUGUGAAACUGGUAUUCUCGUGCUGGACCCUUCGGCAGCACCGAAAUGGAAACUCGGCUGCAAUCGCUGCGAUGUAAUAAUUCAUUUAUUCGAGGAUGCUCAUCGCGUAACUGUGGAAUCUGAAAUUUGUGAUUGCGGAGUGCAACUUAUCACUGUGGAAUACAAACAGGAUAAAAGCAAACUCCCCAAUGAAGCAACGGAGUUGACGGGCUGCGUCUUCUGCACACCGGCGUUUAUCGCGCUCGUUGAAAAGCACAGAGCUGUUGCGUCUAGACCGGUAGCAGGUCGGUCACGGGGACACAACCGAAGUCGAGGUCGUGGCAAACCCCGUCCUCCGAAGGACAGAAUGGCUCAACUGGCGGCCUAUUUCGUCUAAACCACGCGAAGUAUCGACGGUCAGCUACUCGAUUCGGUGUAGCUUCCGACGCCAGUCAAAAGAUAACGACGGGUAACUUCUUAUCUCGGCAAAGGACUCUUGUUAGAAAUGAAGACUCAUGGUCAGUCAUUGAUUGUGAGCUGAAUUAUCGAGCCAGGGACGUGCGGAUUACUGUCCAGGUAUCUCGUCUCAGGAUAGCUUAUCGUAGGAUCAUGUUUUAUCAUAUUCGUCUUCCUUUACCGCAUACUAGAAUUAUGCACAUGAAACUGCAAUGCAGACGAAUUGCUUUUUCUCCCGGUCUUCUAAUACAUUACUCAUAGCUACUUCCACGACCUUUGAGCAGAAGUUCCACUAUUUGGGCAAUAGUCAUACCGAUUGGGUAAAUUCUAACGACAUUGAAUCAGUGACUCUGAGAUAGGUGCGUUUUAUAUGGUUUUAUUAUAUUGUAAUAAUUUUGUUACGAUGGACGAUUACGUUUGCGUAUUUUGCCCCUUGUGCGAAAAUUAUUCAAACGAUUUGAUUUCAGAGUUGCCAAUAAAAAACAAACUACCGUCUAACAA
This is a messenger RNA of Athalia rosae (coleseed sawfly), 3574 nucleotides long. It is a transcript of the gene Top3beta, whose product is annotated as DNA topoisomerase 3-beta-1. NCBI's taxonomy places the organism in Eukaryota, Metazoa, Arthropoda, Insecta, Hymenoptera, Athaliidae. Gene Ontology annotation, cellular component: nucleus. Gene Ontology annotation, biological process: DNA topological change. The coding region runs from base 459 to 3014 and encodes 851 amino acids. The transcript is spliced from 14 exons. Gene Ontology annotation, molecular function: DNA topoisomerase type I (single strand cut, ATP-independent) activity; DNA binding. The record is from RefSeq and is a predicted model, not a curated record.